UUAGUUACUAAUCAAAAAUUCAAGACACAAACAGACGCAACACAAUUCAAAACUUAAACCAAACUUAAACUUAUAUUUCGAUAUUCGAUAUGGAACUAACUUUGGAGGAGUUGGCACGCAUCGCUUUGGGCGUGCCCGAGAUGAAUCACGUGAAUGUGGCCGUGUUGCAUAGUCUGCUCGAUGCGCUGAUGAAGAAACUCGAUUGCCAAAAGGAUUUGGUUACUAUUGGCGGCUUCGAAGGAAAGUGCUUAGAACGUUUGCUAGAGCGUUCAAAGAUUUCCCCUCUGCCCUUCGAUGUGGCCACCAUUGUGCCCAUUUCAUCGGAGCUGGAGAAAGUCGAAGCGAUGGAGAAACGCAUCGCGAGCCUCGAGGCAAAGCUGGAUGCGCACUUCCAGCAAAUACGAGUGUGCAACAAGGUGAACAGCAAAAAGUAUCAGAAGCAAAUCUGGGAACAGUAUUCAUCGCCUUGUGAGGAUCUGUGCACCGUGUGCGAUGAGGACAACAAGAUCGCGUGUAGUUUGCUGCAGAACAUGGACUUUAUGAAGAAGCUGCUGCGACGCAUCGCUUCGCCCAUGAUGGAAGAGAUGGAGGAGAUCAAACGUAAUCUAAGCGAAUUCUACGAGAAACUCAAAUCAUUUCUCAAGAAAACCGAAGCGCUCUUCGAACGUCUCGAACUGGUGAAGCAGUGCGUCAUAGAGAUUGAGAAUCUGCGGGAGUUGGUGAAGAAUUAUAAUCUCACAUUUCUAGGGACAAUGGAGGAGCUGCAGGAUAUGCUCGAUAGCAAGCUGGAUAAAGUGCAUAUGCCUGCUCUGAAGAAAUACAUUCGCGAUCACUUCGAUGACAUCGAGUUGCGGCUAUCGAAGAUCGAGGAAAAGGAUUCGUGUCCACGUGCCGCGGGCUUUGUUAACACCGGCAUUCGCUGCAUCUCGUGUGGCAACAAUCGCAUUGGUGUCGAUGUCGGACCGUUGAACAUUGGUCCGCUGCCCGAUGCAACGGCACAACAUUUGCCACAUCACCUGCAGAACAAUUGUCAGAAAGCUCUUGUCUUCCGCACCAACGACAAGGAGCCAACGCUGAUGGUGCGGGUUAAUAAUCUUGAUUUGAAUGUGAUACAACAACGUUUGAAUCGACCCUCGGGCAAAGUGUGCAAGCUGCCGGAUGCCAAUGACACCAUCUACGGCGUUCGCAAUUCCGUUUACUCCGCUUGAGAUUCCACCUCAACAAAAUCGUUUCGUUUAAGCCAAGGCAAUAAAGCAUGUAAAAAAUAAAAGAAGAGAAGUGCAUAAAAAAGUGCACUAAUUUAAAUAGUAAUUACCGCGAGUGUCCGACCGCGUUGUGGUCAGUUCUCCCCUUUUUUUUCCGCUGCUGCCGUGUCUCUCUGGGAUUAGUCGCAGUGACAAACGAUCAACCAUAUCCGGUAGCCAACGGCGCGGCCUAAUGAUGCCAUUAAAAUGCAGUCGAGGCAAUCGAACGGGUUCCCUACUUCUUUUUCCUCUUUCCUCUCCACUCACUUUACAAUUUCCAUGAAGAUAGGUUCAUAAAGUUGGAAUUUGUGGCUGCUUUGACUAGAUCUCUCAGCUACUUUCGAGUGGAUAUAUUUAUUGCUCUUUGAUUAACCCUCCAGGAAGUGUGACUAUCCUAAGCACAGCUAGUGUGGAGUGUAGAGAGUUUGCUUAGAAUGCAGCUGAGAUACUUAAGUAUCUUAUAAAUGACUAGCUAUUGCAUAAAUUGAAGUACACAACGAAUUUAAAUAUGGUUUUGUUUUAUUCUAGGGGUCAUUAAACUGAAACAAACAAUGCAAAUUUUUCUUCUUAAUACUUAUGUG
Molecule: messenger RNA, 1825 nt
Organism: Drosophila sulfurigaster albostrigata
Lineage: Eukaryota; Metazoa; Arthropoda; Insecta; Diptera; Drosophilidae
Exons: 1
Coding region: 90-1208 (372 amino acids)
Source: RefSeq, a predicted model, not a curated record